Messenger RNA from Mercurialis annua (annual mercury), 1065 nucleotides. RefSeq lists its product as uncharacterized. Lineage: Eukaryota; Viridiplantae; Streptophyta; Magnoliopsida; Malpighiales; Euphorbiaceae. The record is from RefSeq and is a predicted model, not a curated record. Bases 220 to 855 code for a protein of 211 amino acids. The transcript has 2 exons.
CAACAUUUAAUAACUUCAAAAGGAAGUAACAUUAAUGAAAAUGUUCAAUACAAAGUCUCCUCUUCAUCAGAAUCAUCCAUUGAUAUUUCUGAUCCGCUCCUCGACCCGAAUAAUACUAAUCAAGAUUCAAAAGGAAUUGUAUUUACACCAGAAAUAUGUGACUUCAAUCCUCGAUUAAGCACACACGAACAGCCUGCACUUUUCCCUCCGAACUCCGUAAUGGUUCAAGCCGGAGGCUACGAUCCGAAUCGAAUUCCCUCAUCGAUUUUCGCUAGUAAGCCCACGACUCCGAUGGACUGGAGCGUUGCUUCGAACGAAUCAUUGUUCAGCAUUCAUAUGGGAAAUAACAGUUUUUCGAGAGACCAUGUUUUUCUGAUGUAUAAAUCUGGUGAAUUUCCUGAUACUAAUAAUUCCCAAACUAGUCUGUUUCCUGUGGCUGAAGGAGGUGCUGUAACGAGUCUCGAGGAUUCGAUGAUUACAGAGGAAAAAUCGGUUCGGCCUGCAAAACCAGAAACUAAAUCGCCGAUCAAUGCCGGGUAUGAAAAUAGAUUGCCGAGGGCGGUUCCGUAUGAAAGCAAACCGCUGAAACAUAUGAUGCAUGAUAAGUUCCAUCACGGAGAAGAAGUCCGGAACUCAGCUAGCAGCGCUCAGUCUUUUCAGUUCCCAGUAUUGGAAACAAAUUUAGUUGGAAAUAGUUCAGUAAAAGUGGUGAUGGAGAAUGUGCCGUCAAAGAAGCAGAUGCGACACGAGCCGCAGCUACACAUACACGGCCAUGGCUCCGGCCCCGGAACACCAAGAAAACCGACGGGAGGCAGCUGGUUUUCUUGCUUCUCUUGUUGCUCACUUGGUUGCUGAGAAAAGUUUAUAUAUAGUAAUAUUUUAGACAUUAAUUUGUUUAUCAUCACUGCUCUUCCAAUUCUUUAAUUUUCAAUUAUCAAUGCUGUCUUAAUAUCUAAUUGCGGAACUCACAACUUAAAAACAUAUGGAUUGAUCAUGUUCAUCAGUAUAUGUAAUGAGUUGUUGAAGUUUUAUCUUGAGGGACUAUUGUUGUCUUCCUCCAAUUGU